This is a messenger RNA of Yamadazyma tenuis ATCC 10573, 627 nucleotides long. RefSeq lists its product as uncharacterized. The record is from RefSeq and is a predicted model, not a curated record. Gene Ontology annotation, molecular function: nuclear import signal receptor activity. Gene Ontology annotation, cellular component: nucleus; cytosol. Gene Ontology annotation, biological process: protein import into nucleus. Lineage: Eukaryota; Fungi; Ascomycota; Pichiomycetes; Serinales; Debaryomycetaceae.
AUGUUUGGAGCUGUGUGUUCAGGAAGACCAAUCCAGUUGGCCAGCCAGGUGGCUGAGAACAAGUAUGUCAUCAGUGUCCCCAACGCCUCGAACGUAUCACACAUUGCCAUUUUUUUGCUUCCUCAAACAGAAUUUAAUGACCCCAACUACACUGCCCUUGUGUUCUUCCAGUUGCCAAACUCAACUGAUUUCAAAUUGCUUGGAGGCCUAAAUCCCAAUAAGCCCAGUGGGAUCUUCAAGCUCAAUAACAUGAGACCAGCGGCUACCACCGGGGACAACGAUAUGAUGGACGAUGAGGUCAUUGAUACCAAUGACGGCUUCACCAUCAAUAUUGGGUUGUCGAUCGAGCCCACUGCCGAAGCCGAGGUGCAGUUGAGUCAGGAGAAGAUGAAGCAGCUGGGGGCCUCCAGUGCCUUGGUGCCCCAGCAGCCCAAACCAUAUUUAUCCAACAAUCCGAGUGCUUUGGCCAGUAUGGCCAACAAGAUUGUGAGCCACGCAUAUAACUACUUGUCGAGCUUUGUUGAUGGUCAAGGAAGGGUUCCCAUCAAGGCCUUUGAUAACUGGUGGGACAAGUUCAAGAGUAAGCUUGCGAAUAAUCCUAACUUCUUGAACGAGCUUGAGACUUGA